CCCCUGCUCUUCGGAAUCGCGUCUGGAGACCCGGCUGCAGCCCGGGCUCCGCGGGCUCUGAAGGCUCUGAAGCAUGUACACCCGCAGCAGCGUGCUGGGCUCCGGGCUGGGCGCCUCCUCUUCCUCCCGCCCGGCCCAGGACCCCCAUGGGCAGCGCGGGGGGCUGGGCCCGCGGCCAGGCCAGAGACCCGGUUUGGAGGCAGCCCCCGGGGGCCCUUCGCGGGAGAGCACGGAGCACGCGGGCCACAGGCGAACAGGCGCAUAUACUUUGAUAGCACCAAAUGAAAACCGGAGAAAUCAGAUACAAAGAAUUGCUGCGCAGGAGCUGGCUAACCUGGAGAGGUGGAAGGAACAGAACAGAGCUAAACCCGUGCACCUGGUGCCCAGGCGGCUAGGUGGAAGCCAAUCAGAGGCUGAAGUCAGGCAGAAACAACAACUCCAACUGAUGCAAUCUAAAUACCAGCAAAAGAUAAAAAGAGAAGAAUCUAUAAGAAUCAAGAAGGAAGCUGAAGAAGCCGAACUCCAAAAAAUGAAGGCAAUUCAGAGAGAGAAGAGCAACAAACUGGAGGAGAAAAGAAGACUUCAAGAAAACCUCAGAAGAGAAGCAUUUAGAGAGCAUCAGCAAUACAAAACUGAGGAGUUCUUGAGCAGACUGAACACAGAGUUGCCAAACAGAAGUGUCUGUCCGACUGCUCGUCCUGACCCACGAUCCUCCACAUGGAAACUUCCUGUCCUGCCUAGGGAUCACAGCUGGGCCAGAAGCUGGGCUCAUAAAAAUUCUCUAAAGGAGGAAGAAAACCAAAAAUUGCAAAAGAUGAAGGAUGAACAACAUCAGAAGAGUGAAUUACUGGAACUUAAGUGGCAGCAGCAAGAGGAAGAGCGUGCCAAAAUCCACCAAACUGAACACAGGAGGGUAAAUAAUGCUUUUCUGGACCGACUCCAAGGCAAAAGUCAGCCAGGUGGCCUCGAGCAGUCCGGAGGCUAUUGGAAUAUGAAUAGCGGCAACAGCUGGGGUAUAUGAGAAAUAUUUACUUCUAUUUGGCCUUCACCAACUGACCUUGAAAAACCUCAUGAGAUGCUUUUCCUUCAAGCGAUUUUAUUCAGCCUCACUGUUUUUACCUUGACUUCAAUUGCCCACCCACUCAACUAAGCGGUCGGGGAUGACCGGUUUCUCCCUGUCCUUAUUUUUGCAUGUUUGCCAGAGCUGAUUACUGAACUCAUAUUUAAUCUCUACUGCUAGUGAAAUGUUACAUUAUUUUUCUAAUUGGUUUUGCCUCUUAUUGGAAGUAUAAUUAGAGCAAUGUUAGUAAGAUAGAAAAUGAGGGAAUUACUUCAUGCUUUCAGGUUAGCAAGAGCUGUGGGCGCUACAGGCUCAUCUCUCUAAGCCACUAAUUCUUACCUACUUCUCAGAUCAGGUUUGGGGAAGCUUUGGGACCUUUUUGGAUUUUAAUCCCUACUUCCUUAAUCCAGGGCAUGAAUAUGAACAAAAGAAAAAAAAUCUUAUAUUCUUUUAAAGAAAUGUAUGAAUAAAUUUUGUACUGCUUCU
Lemur catta (Ring-tailed lemur) is the source of this 1546-nucleotide messenger RNA. RefSeq names its product epithelial stromal interaction 1 (gene EPSTI1). The record is from RefSeq and is a predicted model, not a curated record. Lineage: Eukaryota; Metazoa; Chordata; Mammalia; Primates; Lemuridae. The coding region runs from base 74 to 1021 and encodes 315 amino acids. The transcript has 12 exons.